Vigna radiata var. radiata (mung bean) is the source of this 1775-nucleotide messenger RNA. Its product is annotated as cytochrome P450 704C1. Bases 49 to 1578 code for a protein of 509 amino acids. NCBI's taxonomy places the organism in Eukaryota, Viridiplantae, Streptophyta, Magnoliopsida, Fabales, Fabaceae. Gene Ontology annotation, molecular function: oxidoreductase activity, acting on paired donors, with incorporation or reduction of molecular oxygen; iron ion binding; monooxygenase activity. The record is from RefSeq and is a predicted model, not a curated record. The transcript is spliced from 6 exons.
UCUCUUCAUCUUCUCUGACCAAACUGAGUAGCUUAACAUCUUCACAUAAUGAGAUUCUUGGAAUUUCAUUGUGAUCCAAUGUCUGCAAUUGCAACCUUUGCAGCUAUAGCUUUAACAGUCUUUCUCAUAUUCAGAAGUUUCAUCUGCAAGAAAGGAAGGUACCAUGCGGUCGCGGGAACUAUGUUAGACCUGUUGCUCAACUUCCGCAAUCUGCACGAUUACAUGACUGAUAUUGCCAGAAAACACAAGAGCUACCGGUUGCUUUGGUUUCUCAGGAGUGAAAUUUACACUGUGGACCCUGUCAAUGUUGAAUACAUCCUCAAAACAAACUUUGCAAACUAUGAGAAGGGCUGGUACCACUAUGAGAAAUUGACAGAUCUUUUAGGUGACGGAAUAUUCUCAGUGGACGGCGAGAAGUGGCUACACCAGAGAAAGGUUGCGAGCUAUGAAAUUGGCACCAAAAUAGUGAGAGAUUUUAGCCUUGAAGUGUUCAAAUCCAAUGCAGUAAAACUUGCAGGAGUUGUUUCAAAAACAGCCAUGUCAAAUAAUGCAGUUGACUACCAAGAACUGUUUAUGAAAUCAACCUUAGACUCGGUCUUUAAGAUUGUCCUUGGAGUAGACUUGGACACCAUAUACGGAACAUACGAAGAAGGCACUCGAUUCUCCAAUGCCUUUGACGAAGCAAGUGCUAUAACGUUGUAUCGCUAUGUCGAUGUUUUAUGGAAGAUCAAGCGUUUUCUCAACAUUGGAUCAGAGGCAGUACUCAGAAACCGCAUUAAAGAGGUGGAUGAUUUUGUUUACAAACUAAUCAGAACGAAGACAGAGCAAGUGCAGAAGUCAUCACAAUCUGAUUUUCCUGAGAAAAAAGCAGAUAUGGUGUCAAGGUUUCUGGCAUUGAAUGAGACAGAUCCUAAGUACCUAAGAGACAUUAUUCUCAGCUUCGUGAUUGCAGGAAGAGAUACAACAGCUGCUACUCUUUCCUGGUUCUUUUACAUGCUAUGCAAGCAUCCUCAUAUCCAAGAAAAAGUUGUGCAUGAAGUUGGAGAAGUAACAAAGUUGAAGAACACUUGUAGUAUUGAUGAACUUGCAGAUAGCCUAACAGAUGAGGCCCUGGGAAAAAUGCACUAUUUGCAUGCAGCUUUAACUGAAACACUCAGACUUUACCCUGCCGUUCCAAUUGAUGGAAAACUUUGCUCAUCUGAUGAAACUUUACCUGAUGGAUUUAGAAUUAGGAAAGGUGAUUCUAUAUCAUAUCAGUCAUAUUCCAUGGGUAGGAUGGAAUUCAUAUGGGGUGAAGAUGCAGAGGAAUUUCGACCAGAGAGAUGGCUUGAUGAAAGUGGAACUUUUCAAGCAGAGAGUCCUUUCAAGUUCACAGCUUUUCAGGGCGGUCCAAGAAUUUGUCUGGGGAAAGAUUUUGCAUACAGGCAGAUGAAAACCUUUGCUGCUGUUCUUUGUCACAGCUACAAGUUCAAGCUGGCUGUCCAAAAUGAAUCGGUGAAUUAUAAGACUAUGCUCACUCUUCACAUUGAUGGUGGUCUUCAUCUGCAUGCUUCUCACAGAUUCGAGCUUAUGGGUUAGAAUUUGUAGCUUCUAAAAGACCAUUGGAUAAUAUGUUCUGAAUGUUUUUGGUAAAAUACAGAGUGCGUUUUAGUGUUUGGGUGAAUAAAAGACCAACUGUAGUAGGUCAGUGCUCGUUAGCUAGCAAUAUCAUUACUCAGUGUGAAUAAAGUAAUGUAGUGUGAAUAUUUUUUUGUUUAAUGUUUCAAUAAGUCUCA